Messenger RNA from Dermochelys coriacea (leatherback sea turtle), 10735 nucleotides. RefSeq lists its product as uncharacterized. The record is from RefSeq and is a predicted model, not a curated record. Lineage: Eukaryota; Metazoa; Chordata; Testudines; Dermochelyidae. The transcript is spliced from 2 exons. The coding region runs from base 8995 to 10008 and encodes 337 amino acids.
AAUUACAAAUCACAAGACUCAAAAAGCCCUCCCUGAUAUAAAGAGCUGGCUAAGGGAAAAAAGCAACAAUAACACAAUGCUUUACCCUUGUUAUAAUUAGGCUUGGCGGAAUUCAGUGUUUAUGUUUUAUAAUUUUGACAGACAUCCAUGUUUAUUUUAAAGCAUUUUAAAAUGUAUCGACUUACAUUUUCACAGUUGUACAAAAUUAUAUUUUAAGCAUUUUUCCCAUUUUUUGUCAAUUUAAAUUUUCACAGUUGUGGGAAAUUAUGGGGGAUGUUUUAGAGAAUGGGGGAGUUGGACAAAUAUUUUAUGACAGUAGACCUUGGGAUUAAAAAAAUUAAAGUUUUAUAACUGUUAAAACACAAAUUUUCAACAUCACAUGUCAAAAUAUACAAAACAAAUAACUUUAAAUCAAACUCUAGUAAGUUCUCAAGCAGCAGUUCUUUAUAUUGCCUAUCUGUAAAUUUCAAUUAUCAGCGGAAAUAUUUUUGUAUGUGUACAGUAAAAUGAUUACCGAUAUUCACCAAUAAAAAUCUAGUUCUUCCAAGCCUAAUUGUAAUCCAUAUUCCUAAAAUGCACUCAAAAUUCUUGUCUUUUGACUGUAUUUCAGAGUUGUAUUACUGUGACAGUUGAAAUCUAGUACGAUAGGGAAUCCAUAUGUGCAGCUAAUUCUUUUGGAGGCUGGGAAGGUACAAAAGCAAUUUUACAUCUGAAUCAGUGAACAAGCAUAUUAUGGAAUGUAAAAAGAAAAAGAGUACUUGUGGCCCCAUUAGAGACUAACAAAUUUAUUAGAGCAUAAAGCAUUUCGUGAGCUACAGCUCACUUCAUCGGAUGCAAAUGUGUUCAUCCUUAAGAAAAGUAAAUCAUUGCACUGAUAAUUCUGCAGUUGGGAAAUUACACUGCGACCAGAAGGAGUUUGCAUUUCAUGGUGAAGACUGUUUAAUUGUGCAAUUUUCUCCUGCCUCUAGAAGCACAAAAACUCAAAGCUUUAAGAUAUAGCAUUAAACAUUUUAUUAGACUGACUUAGAAUUAGAUUAUUAUUACUGUCAUCACAUCUGAGUCAAUGCUUUUAAACCAAAUUUGCUUGCUUCCACAGUGGUUCAGCACAGCUCUUUGGGAGAGGAAGAAUGUUUGCUAACAUAUAAAACCUGCUGCUGUUAGUCACAGGAGUUUUUAAAAAAUCAGUUGGGUCAGAAAUUGUAAAUGUGCUAUAAUUUUCAGUUUGCCAUAAAAAUUCUCUUGAAAUCCUCUUCACCUGGUGCUAAGCAGUAAACCAGAAAUUCCUGUUUGCUGACAUGCAGAAGUCACAAUUUCAAUUUUAACAUGCUGAGCAGCGGAAUUGAAGCACUCUUAAAUUUAAGCCGUGAGGGGAGGGGAGCACAGGGCUGUGCUGAAUGAUCAGCUUUGUUGCUUUACAUUAAUUAAUAAAAACCUACUGCAUUUUUUAGUGCCCUCUCUCACAAUGUUUAAAAUAAGAUAUUUUACAUGGCUUGCCUUUGAAGGAUUUUUGGAUAAUAAUGUAACAGGAAAUAUUUAUAUGGAUAACAUUUUCUGAUAGAAAACAAAGUCAUAGUACUGUGUAUUUUUCAAGGUUCCAUACGGUGACACCUCUGAGUUCACCAUUGAUUUCCAUUUAUAAAAACCUAUUUUCAGGGAUUCAUAACUUGUCAGUAUUAAAUUACAUUGUGCUAAGACUUGUGUAUAUUGUCUUAGAUUAAACAUUGCAUUUUAAAAUUGAUUUUAAAUAAAUUAUUAGAAUUUUAACCCUUUCCUAGAUAUACAGAGUCAAAAUAUAUUUAUUUAGACAUUGAUGGAAGCCUUUCUUGCAUGCUAUGUAACAAAAGCCUGUUUCUUCCAAGUGGUAUUUUGGGUGAUUGUUCUCCAAAACACAUUUUGAAACAGACAAGGUUAUUUACAGUUCAGAAAUAUGUGCUGAACAUGCACAUGUGGUUACUUCUCAUAAUAUUUUUGCAAUUUAAUUUAUUUGUCAAUCCCUUUAUGAGGAUUUAAGUCAGGGAUUUUUAAAGAAGCCUAUGGAAGACAGGUGCCCACAUUGCUUUGAAAGUCAAUGGCAGUUGAGUGCCUAACUCUUAGGUCCUUUGAAAAAUCUUAGCCUAAAAUCCUAUCAGUGAUCUCUGUUUAAAGUCUGAAGAGAAUAAUAAACUAAAAUAAAAAUAAUAUAUUUAUGCAGUGCCUCCCAUUUCAAAGGACCUCACAGUUUGAUCAGAACCUAAUCCGGCUUUUCAAUUUCUUAUAUUUGUGAGCCAGUACUUGGAAGGGAUACCUCUAAGGAAAAUCUGUUAGGAGGGAAAAGAUUGCCUGUACCAGCGUGGUGUUGGUAUUUAUUACUCUUGUAUGAUAGUGCCCACAGUGUAUACUUGGUGCUUUCCAGUCAGGAACGCAAGGUCCCUAUGUUAAGGAGCUCAUUUUUACUAAAAUAGAAAACCAAGAUGCUUCAUUUCUCCCAGUGCCAUGCUGUUGAUGAAAUCAUAGAUGCUGUUAAGUAUGUUGUGUAAAAGGUAAUACAUUGGAGGCAAAAGUGUUGCACAGAUUAUUGUGAGCAUGAAAAAACUCUAAUAAAUCCAGUGAAUGAGUGAGAAAUGUGACUCUAUUGUUGGCACUCUGCUGUUUUGCAGAGAUUUAAGUUGUAGGCAGAGCCAACUCUCUCUUCUUGCUGUGUUGAAGACGCCAUUCAUUGAUUUCUGUCAAAAAGAAAAGCUUUUUUUUUUUUUUUUUUUUAAAUUAUUUUAAAGCAAAAGCUGUCCAGGCCCUGUGGAUUAUUAAGAUCUGUUAGCAGCCAGUUGCUCUUUCUUUGGGUAAUUGGCUGUCAGAGGCAGAGAGAGGACUCUUACCACUUCUUUUGGCUGUUGAUUAAGUGGAACAGUUGGAUCAGUAACAGAUUCAAGAUUUAAUGUGACAGAUAUUCUCCUUGACACAACCCCCAUGAUUAGCACAAAUUCCUAGAGUUUAUAUACCUCGGAGCAUAGUUUAGAUUUAAUAUAAUAGUUUUUUUCCUGGAGCAUAAAAUGCAUCAGAAUUGGUAUAUUGACAGUUUUAUGGUGCAAAACAAGCAUGGCUGCAAGAGGCUGAUUGGUUUAAUGUUGACAGUUUUAUUUAAUAAGAAGAUUGUCAAUGGUCUGAAUAAAAUAAGUUGUUUGCAGUGUAGCACAGUUUAUAUUUACUAUCUGGAAGAUAAAAAUGUUGUGCAAAGUUCCCUUAAAAUUUUUGAAUCAUACUAUGUCUCUGGCUUCUGUUUAAAAAAAAAAAAAGCGUUAAUCAAAGUAGACUUUCCUAUCUCUUCUGUCCUGAGACGGAUCUGCUGUAGCAUAAAUGUAGUGUCCAGACAUUCUUCCUUUUUCUCUCUCUCUGUCCUUGGAACUAUUAUAUAUGUUAUAUUUUCUAGUAUGAUUUGUAAUUGCUAGGUCACAGGGCCAGUGUUUAACAUACAACAUGCUCAUGAAUGCGAAGGUAACUAUGGUAUAUUGGUAUGUUCUAAUUGUUGUGAAGGUUUCCUUUAUCUUUUAUAAUCCCAGCAAUGCCCUCGUGCUUCAAGUAUGACUGUCUUGUCAUCAUACUGCUCUGUGAAUCAAGAAAAUGGGAAAUGCUUCAUGCGAUUGUAUUCCAGCCCUUUUUUCUCUAGUUAUGGGUCUUGUAACAAUAGGAACAGGGAGAAAAACUUCAGAUGUUGACGAAUGUUCAAGAAAAACCUUAUGCACGCCUCUGUGCCUUUUGAUAGUUGGCAUCAAAUGGUCCCUGGGUUACACUUAGAUGUAACAAUCAAAGCAGAAUUCAUCUUAAAUUGAACAAAAUAAAUAUAUAACAGCAGAUUAUAGAAAGUAUCACAGAGAUUAAAAGAUGGUAAGUAUUGUAAUGGCUGAAUAGGAGAUGACAAGCUUCCCUCCAAACUACAGAAGCACUAAACUUUCAAUUUCAGAAUAUUUUGUAGAUUUUACUUGAUCAUAUACAUGGCAGGAAAAUGUUUAGCUUUGCCUGUUGGAGCUCAGUGAGAAUGUGCACUUUGAUUAGUAACCCAUUCGGUUAUAUUCCAGCUAGCCCUUUUAUAAAGAUAUUACUAACUACAAGAAGUUCUUUAGGGUGGGUCAAAAUACAUAUUAGCUUUUGUUAAACUGUCCAGUCUCCUCAAAUUUACUCUGUCCAACUUCAUUCUUUCCUGUUGUAAAAUAUGUGAAAAGAAAUCAUUGGUAGUCAUAAGUCAUGGAUAGCUUAUGUUCUUUUCAGAUAGGUUCUUCUAGUUCCUCCUGUCAAUCCAUCUGAGAAUACAAAACAACACAAAAAAACCUUUUUUUCAAUUAGCAAACCUUCUGUUUUGCUAUGUGAUCCUGUGCAAAAUGACUUUGCAUUAGAAUGCUAUAAAAAUUUAAAGAAAGUGACCCCUGAACAGGUUACACUUCAGGAUUCUUGGUAUAGUCAUAGUUCAUGGGUGAUGUACAGGAUAUAUAAUUAAGGCUUGUUGAUACAGACACUGCAAGUAGGCUAUAAAAUGUACAAAGUUUGUUAUAACUUGUCACAUUAUAGUAAUAUUUUUAAAUAAGUUUAUCAUAUUUUUUUAAAGAAGAAAAAGGCACCACUUCAUGUACAGUAGCAGCGAGCUACUGUCUUUCCUAAUUUAAUUUGACUUGUAGAUUUGUCUGUCUCUAACACAAGUAAGCCGGGGGGGGGGGGGAGGUGGAAGGGGAGGAAAAAAGCUGACCUUAUUUACCUGAUUAUAUAGCACUGAUGUAAAUGUGCUGUCAAAAGAUGAAUCCAUGACAUAGAUCCUGAUUUAAGCACAGGCCAAUAUGGUGAAGUCGUCCAUUAUUUUUGUAAUAUAAAGUGUGAAUCUUGUGAUCUUUCGAUUCAUUUAGAGACUAAUUGUUUUAGGACAGAUUAUACCAUUGGCAUACUAGUUGGAAUGUUUUUCUUUUAAUUUCUUGAGCCAGAUUUUGGUUCUUAACAAUGUGAAUGUUCAAUCUCUUGUCAGUGAAUGUUCUUGGAAAUGCUGGCUUGAAAUGAUGAAGCAAAAUGGGACCUUCUUACUGAAUUGGAUUUAACAGGCCUGACUUCUACAAUGUGUUGCUGUCUCUCUCUGCAGAAUGAGCAUCAGGACAUCCUUUAACUUGAUGAGAAACUAUUUUAAUAUGUAACUUUAAGUAGCAGGGCUAUCUAAUCUUGCACAUAUAAGAAACUUUUAUGAAAGAAUCAGAAUAUACUUUAGAAUGAAAUAUUAAGAAUGGCUUUCCCUAAUAAUUAUAAGAAUGUGAUUCUGGAUAGUCCUUCCACAGUUUGUUUGAAGCAGCUUACUGACUCUAUUUUUGUAUACAUUGCAUGGAAUUUAUUUUAAAAAGGUGAUUCCUCUAAAGUUGACUUUAUUGUUGUGGUAGGAUAGCCAUGUAUAUUUCUAUUGCCUUGUGAGGCUGCAAGUAUCAGAUUCCACCUGGCUGGUGUUCAAGAAAAUCCACUCUCCAUGUUGGAAAAUUAAAGAGAAACUUGCUAGAAGCGAGUGAAUUAUGUGAUGUAUGUAAAGUUUUUUCUUUAGCUCCUGGCUUCCCUCUCUGAUACAGCAGGCUCCCUUUUUUAGGAAUCCCUGCUCCCAGGCUAUCAUCCUGUAACAUAUGGUCACCUGACCCACAGACCAGCACAAGUGCAAACCCGUCAUCUGGAACAUGAAUAAUUAGGCAUAGGUAGAGCUGAAUCCAACUCCCUUUAAAAGGCCAGCUCACUCUUUGAUAUUUGCACUGUCUAGAUGUUGCAACAUACAACCAUUAUCUCAUAACACACAGAGUGAAACUCUGCCCUCACUGAAGUCACAGGCAAAACUUCCAUUGGCUUUGGUGUUACUCACAAUGUCUGGCAAGCUUUUUAAUACCGUAGAGGAAAUAGAGUUAAUUUGAGUUGGUGUUUCAUCCUGAAUACUUGUUGAUUUUUUUUUUUUGUCUGUGCGGGUAGUGUGUCUGAACAGUAGUACAAUUUGUGUCAAUUCAUAAUGCAUUAUUUUCAGCUGAGUUUGUUGUUGUGCUUUUGACUCUCUCACAGCAACUUUGCUUCUUCAUUUUUAAGUCCUACAUUAUGGUAAUCUCAUUGGUUACCUACUUCUGUGCCUCCACCAAAACUUGAACAUUUCUCCUCUUCUGGAGCUAAAUGAAAUAGGAACAGACUUCUAAUGAAGAGCAACCUGCAUCUGAAAAAAAGGAUUAGCAAACUACAUCAAAACACAGGAAGAAAAUAAAAAAAGGAUGAGUUACCAGUUUCUAGACAGAUACUGUAACUUUGGGUGUGUGGGCCUUGCAAGUUUCAUCAGCUACAGAUAUAAAGCCAAAAACAUAAGAAAUAAUGCAGCAACUAACACCACAUCGGGUGCUAUGAGCAACAAGAUAACGAAGGUAAAAUAUUAUACUACAAAAUAAAACGUAAAGAAAUAUCUAAAAGGAAAGACAAAAUGUGUAGCUUAGACUUGUUGCUAAGAAUAAAAAUGUCUCGAAUUUGGAAAACAAGUUCAGAAGUUCUAAGCUAAUUGUUUGUCCAAUUUCUGAGUCACUGAAAGCCUGAGACAUGGUUAUAUUUAUGAUAGCCUUUUUCUCAAGAAUACUCCAGAGUAAUGGUUUAGUGAAUGGAGCACUUGAGAGGGCUCACAGAACCCUUCAACCAGUCCUUAUUGGAGAGGAGCAAUCUUAGACUAUUGUUGCAUUUUUAAGUGUCAAAGGUUGUGAGUGAGUCUUUAAAAUGAUCCAGAAAUAUGAGGUAAAUACAAUACAAUGGAUGCUGUAGAACAGUGGUGGGCAACCUGCAGGCCGCACACGACCCAUCAGGAUAAUCCGCUGCUGGGCAGCCAGACUGUUUACAUUUGCAUGGGCGCCUGCAGCUCCCAGUGGCUGUGGUUCACCAUUCCCAGCCAAUGGGAGCUGCUGGGAGUGGCGGCCAGCACGUCCCUGCAGCCCAUGCUGCUACCCGCAGCUCCCAUUGGCUGGGAACGGCGAACGGCGGCCACUGGGAACUGUGGGCGGCUGUGCAAAUGUAAACAAACUGUCUGACGGCCCUCCAGCGGAUUACCCUGAUGGUCCACAGGUUGCCCACCACUGCUGUAGACUAUUAAUUCCUAGAUUUCUGUGAGAAAACACACAGAGGGUCAGGGUUCAUUAUAAUAAUGAAAGCAGCCACCUACUGCAGAACAACAGAGAUUUAAUUUGUUUUCCUUUAGCUAAAUGAGAAUAUAUUGCAACAAUCAGUGGAAAACUUAUGACUUGCCUCAAGUGGCCUGUAAAGAUAUCUAUUUUUGUUCACAGUCAAGGUGGAAGGACAUACUGAGUGGGGUCCUGAAGGGAUUGGUUCAGGUUCUGUUCAAUAUUUUCAUCGAUGGUUUAGAUUAUGGUAUACAGAGUACGCUUAUACGGUUGCAGACAAUGACAAGCUGGGAGGGGUUGCAAGUGCUUUGGAGGAUAGGAAAAUUCAAAUUCAAAAUAGUCUGGACAGACUGGAGAAAUGGUCUGAAGUAAAUAUGAUGAAACUCAAUAAGGACAAAUGAAAAGUACUCCACUCUAAUGUACGGAGUAGCAUGUUUGGGAAGGAAGGAGUGGGCAAGACCAAUCGAAUGGCAUCCUUCUACUCAGGAAAUGUGCGGAGCACGAGCUUGUGAUCACAAACACAAUCUUCAGACAAAGGAACAGGUUCAAAACAACUUGGCAACAGCACCGCUCAAAACAGUGGCUUCUCCUAAACUAUAUAAUUGUAAGAACACAGACUCUGAGAUGUUCAGAUCACUCGUGUUAUGAGGAGCCAAUGAUUGCUGGAUUGACCAUGGCCUAGUGAAGUCAGUCAUAUACAUCAGGGUUGCACUGAAACAUAGAAAGCAAUCCAAAUCACACAGAUGGCAGUACAACAUCCAAAGACUUCAAACCUCAGUGCACCAAGAGAACUUCAAAACACUCCUCAGUGAAAAACUUAUCAUAUGCACACCUGAAAAUCACAACACAAGUGUCGAAGAAGACUGGGAAGCCCUACAACAGACCAUCCAUAAUGCAUGUGAGGAAACCAUUGGCUUUGCUACCUGCUGCCAUUAGGGCUGGUUUGAGAACAACAACAUUGAGAUUACAGCCUUUUUGGACCAGAAGAGAGAGGCUUUCUGUGACUGGCAAAACCACCGAUCAUCCAGUCAGAAGCAGAGGUCUUUCCAUCAGCUCAAACUGAAGUUCAAAGGAGGAUCCAAAAAAUUAAAAAGAAAUGGUGGGAGGACAAAGCUAAAGGAAUCCAAACUUUCACUGACAGACAUGAUAUGCAAAGGUUUUUUUUGUGAGACAAAGACCCUGUACGGACGAAGCUCAAGUGGCCUCACACCUCUGGGAUCUGAAGAUGGUAGUACCCUUUUUAAAGAUAACAAAUCCAUCGAAGAGUACUAGAAGGAACACUACCAUAAGCUUCCAAAUUGAGAAUCGACUGACUGAUGACACCAUUGACUCCAUCCCUCAGUACACAGUCUGGGAAACUCGUGCCAACCCACCAACACCUGAGGAGGUCGUCGAAGCAAUUAAACAAAUAAAGAACAAUAAAGCACUAGGUCCUGAUGGCAUACCAGCUGAAGUACUGAAAGUGGGGGGAUAAACACUGACUAACGAGCUUGAUUUUCUCCUCCUCAAAAUCUGGUGCUGUCUUAUGGAAUGCUAACAUCAUUACCAUUUUCAAAAAGGGAGAUGCCCAACUAUGGCAACGAUCAAGGCAUUGCCCUCCUCUCCAUGCCAUGGAAGAUUCUAGCUAAAAUUUUAUGGAAACGCCUGCUCCCGCUUGCAGUGUGGCUUCAGACCAUCAUGAGGCACCACUGACAUGACUUUCGCAGCCAGGCAGAUCCAAGGAAAAUGUCAAUAACAACAUCAAGAGCUGUAUAUCGCCUUUAUCGAUCUGACCAAAGCCUUCAGCUCUGUCAACCGUGAGGCUCUCUGGAAAAUCAUGUCAACAUUUGGCUGCCUAAACUAAUUUACCACCAUUGUAAGACUCCUCCAUGGCCAGAUGACUGUGUCCAUCCUGUUCAGUGGCUCUACCUCUGAGACCUUUGUCGUCCAAACUGGCGUAAAACAAGGUUCUGUGCUGGCAUCCACCCUUUUCUCCAUUUUAUUAGCAGCCAUGAAAACAUUAACCCAGGACUGUCUACCACAGAGUAUUGGCAUCCAGUAUCAGACUGGCAGCAACCUUUUCAACCUUUCUCAUCUCCGUGCCAGAACUAAAGUAAUAUUGGCAACAAUAACUGAACUCCAGUGUGCAGAUGAUUGGGCUGUAGUUGCACGCUCAAAGGAGGAUCUACAAACAAACCUUAAUUUCUUCUCUCAGACUUACAAAAGCCUAGGGUUAACUCUGAACAUUGCCAAAACAAAAGUUCUCCACCCACUAGUACCUAGCAAGGAAGACCAACAUCGACAAAGAACUGGAAAUGUAGAAUACUUUGCCUGUCUUGGCAGCCAUUUCUCACAGAGGGCAGACAUAGACUUCGAGAAUCAGCAGAAACUCUGCUGUGCCAGCCUUGCCUUUGGCAGAUUGUCUCACUGGGUGUUCAACAAUCACAACAUAGGAACACAAGGUAGACUUUUAGUUUAUAAAGUGGUGGUAAUCUCAACUCUUCUCUGUGGCGGUGAGACUUGGGUGACCUAUAGAAAACACCUGAAAAACUUGGAACGCCAACACCAGCGGUUUCUUUGGAAGAUCCUCAACAUAAAGUGGGAGGAUUGCCACACUAAUGUCAGUGUCCUCACAGAGGCCAACAUCUUCAGUGUUGAGGCCCUGAUUAUCCCGCACUAUCUGAGGUGGAGCGGGCACUGUGUGGGCAUGCCUGAUAUAUGCUUACCAGAACUGCUGUACCCACAACUCACCAAAGGAGAAAGGAAGCAGGGAGGCCAAAAUAAAUGCUUUAAAGACAUCCUCAAGAUAAACAUCAAGAAAAGUGGCAUUGACACCAGACCCUGCGAGACAGUAGCCCAGGAUAGGGAUAACUGGCAAAGACUCUGUCAGAGAGGGAAUGUCCACUUUUGAGGGAAAUUGCCUUACCCUGGUCACAGAAAAACACCAGAAAAGAAAGGAAAGACAACAUUCAUGCAGCAAUUGUGGCCCAACCUUGACUUCAGAAACCACCGGCAAUGUCUGCCAACCAAUCUGUGUGGCUCAAGGAUCAGAUUCCUCAGUUACCAAAGGACCCAUAAAAACAAAAAUCUGUGAAAGAGAUCAUCCUUGACCUCAAGGGGUCACCAAAGAUGACUCCACUUAGGAAGGAACAAUCAAUUGAACAAAUACAAAAUGGGAAAUGACUGCCUAGAAAGGAAUACUGCAGAAAGAUAUCUGGGGUUUAUACUGGAUCAGAAGCUGAAUAUGAGUCAAAAGUGUAACACUGUUUAAACAAAAGAAAAAAACCCAAUAAAAACAUGAACAUCAUUCUGGGAUGUAUUAGCAGGAGUGUUGUAAGCAAGACACAAGAAGUAAUUUUUCCACUCUACUUCAUGCUGUUAAGGCCUAAGCUGGAGUAUUGUGUCCAAUUCUGGGUGCUAUGUUUCAGGAGAGAUGUGGGUAAAUCGGAGCAAGUCCAGAGGAAAGCAACAAAAAUGAUUCAAGGUUUAGAAAACAAGAUCUGUGAAGAAAGAUUCUAAAAAUUGAGUUUGGUUUGUCUGGAGAAGAGAAAACUGAGAAGGGACAUAACAGUUUUCAAACACAUAAAAGGUUGUUACAAGGAGGAGGGAGAAAAAUUGUUCUCCUUAACCUCUUAGGA